This is a messenger RNA of Liolophura sinensis, 2559 nucleotides long. RefSeq names its product allatostatin-A receptor-like. The transcript has 2 exons. Gene Ontology annotation, biological process: neuropeptide signaling pathway. Lineage: Eukaryota; Metazoa; Mollusca; Polyplacophora; Chitonida; Chitonidae. Gene Ontology annotation, molecular function: G protein-coupled receptor activity; neuropeptide binding. Gene Ontology annotation, cellular component: plasma membrane; neuron projection. The coding region runs from base 450 to 1460 and encodes 336 amino acids. The record is from RefSeq and is a predicted model, not a curated record.
CGACAGAGGGACAAAUCAGUGGUUGGCUUUCAGCUCGACUGAGGGCAGGGGAAAAAUUGGUCUAAGUGUCACCCGCGGGCACAGAGUGAUGUAAACACAGCUCCACCUGCCAGCGAGUUUUAGGGGUAAGCCCAUGGGUUCAGACGGCAGUAAAGAUACAUACAACACAUCGUUGGGAAAUGGGACGGAUCUCUAGCCGAGCUCUGUUAAUUUAUCUGGACAACCAGCACGCCUGGGAAAGUCGUCAAUUAACCAUUACGUGCCCGUAAAUUCCCUUCAAAUAGUCACGGGCAAAUUUUAUACGCCCUUCCAAGGGCUCGAUGAACCACAAGGUUCACGGCAGUGAAGCGUACCGCCACUAUAUAGGUCUACUGACGUCGACAUCAGAAGCAUCGCCUUGAGUUGGAGGGUGAAAGAGGCCUUCAUGCCGACUAUAGACCUUUGCCACCAUGAUUCCCAACUAUACGGACUGGGUUGACUACAGCAAUGGUUUGGAGACUGGAGAGGUGAACAUUAAGCCGGACGUGUCCAGGGAAAUUCAGCUGAUCAUUGCUGUUAUCACGACUAGUCUGGGCAGCCUAUGUAACGGUCUGGUACUCGCGCUGUUGUUGUGUCGGCGAGACACCAGAACUCUGCCUUUCCUCGCUGUGACCUUGCUCUCUCUCUGUGACUUUGUCAGGAAUGGCAGUGCCAUAUUGCUAAUCGUUGGAGAAGCUCUCCAGCAGUGGAUAUUUGGUGACGCGGUCUGUAAGGUGACGCGUUAUCUUCAUUUCUGCAGCACCAUAACGAGCAGCUGGCAUUUAGCGUUGGCCAUUCUGGUCAGGUAUCUUGCCACCUUCAAGAACACCUCGUGUUUGACCAAUCUGCGCUUUGACCGGAUGGUUCUCUUUAGCUUGCUGACGUGGCUGCUGGUUAUCAUCGCAUCCAUACCCGUCGUCAUCACAUACUCCGCCUGGGAAGUUCCGUAUAGUUCUCCAAAAGUGGUCGUUUGCAUUUUUCAGCCAGAUCCGGAAAAAAGCAGAGCACUGAUCAUCAGCGAUGCCAUCGUCAGGUUUCUCUUGCCGUUCUGCGCUCUCUUCCUGAUCACUAUGGCGUCUCUGUGCAAAAGCUGCGGUCCGAAUCCCUCAGGAGUCUGCUGUACGAAAACCGUGAUCAUAUCCACUCCAAUCGUCUUUGCCUGCCUACAGCUGCCUCUUCAGGCCUGUUCCAUCUAUAUGACUCGUACAAUGGCCGUGGAUCAGAAAACCCUGUUACUCCACCAACUGGCCGACUCAUUGUCUUAUACCAGCACUGUGUUUGAUCCCAUCCUACAAGCAUUCACAACGCCGGAGUUUCGGUCCGUGUUUGCUGGCUGGUGGUGUUGCGCUAAGCGAUACGAUGCCAGCAAAGCAGAGAAACGCGCCAGAAGAAGACAAAACAAGCGAGAAGAGACGGAGACCCGGAAUCCUACUGAUUCUUAGAAAUCCCAAAAGUCUUGUCAACACAAAAGACUUAACAAUGUUUCUUUGAAUUAAAACCACAAGCCUGUUUUCAUCACAAGGCAUUCAUUACGUCGAACUGUUCCUCUAAUCAAACGCCAUUGGCUUAACAACGAUUCUUGGAAUUAAAACCACAAGCCUGUUUUCAUCACAAGGCAGUCAUCACUUCGUAAAAGAACAGUUCUCCUGAUCAAACGCCACUGACUUAACAACAAUUCUUGGAAUUAAAUCCAAAAGCCUGUUGUUAUGACAAGGCAUUCAUCCUGUCAACAUUUCUUCUAAUCAAAUGCCACUCACUUAACAAAGGUUCUUGGAAUUUGUACAACGAAAAAGCUCUUAUUCAACGACAUUCAACACAUCGCAAAAGAACAGUUCUUCCAAUCUGCAACUUUUGAAUUUGGGCUUGUUAAUUCUUGCCACAACAUUCAGAUCGAUGGCUAUGAUCUCACACUGAUUUUUGUUGUAAUUUAUCGUGAAUGUUGAAUUAUUGACAUGACAAUGUUAGCAAUUCAUGUGACCAAUGUACAGCACGAGUUAUAUAUCGAUGGUACAGCCAGAACGAGGAUUUUAUGUCAUUUAAAUCUGGCUCAGUUCACUAAAGCCUUCGUCUCGCUGCAGAUAAUUGACCCUCGACCAAUGAGCUCGCAGACACUAGUCCAGCUAUCACUAGUCCUGCAGGUCUGUUCGGACUUUAUCCCGGUACCUGAUGGAGGGAAUUAGUUUACUCUGGACAAUUUAAAUUCUUUGGCCCUCAAACAACACCACCGUCGUACACAAAAGUAGAACAACUGAGCAUGCUUUAAACAGCAAUCAAAUGAUCUAGCUCUGAUGCUUAAAGAGUUGGCUCGUAGAGAUUAUUAGGCCCUUGAUCAAAGAGCCUUGUGUUCGAAUCCUGCUGUUUCGGCUACGGCUAAAGGUCAAGAUGUUUGUCAGGUUCCAGGUGGUUUACUCCGGACACUCCAGCUUCCUUCACACAUAUACCUGACAGCUGUGAUAUAAGUGAGAAAUACUUGACGAUGGCUUUAAGCACCAGUUAAAUCAAUCCAUCAAUAAAAUAAAUAAAUACGAUUAAAUUCUAGAA